Syzygium oleosum is the source of this 2736-nucleotide messenger RNA. RefSeq names its product receptor-like protein 34. Bases 1 to 2736 code for a protein of 911 amino acids. NCBI's taxonomy places the organism in Eukaryota, Viridiplantae, Streptophyta, Magnoliopsida, Myrtales, Myrtaceae. Gene Ontology annotation, cellular component: plasma membrane. The transcript has a single exon. The record is from RefSeq and is a predicted model, not a curated record. Gene Ontology annotation, molecular function: protein binding.
AUGCCGAAUAAUUCGACACCUUUCUCCUGUCAAACGGAUGGCAUUUGGCGCAGUAGACCAAAGAUGCUUUCCUGGAACGCUGAUGCGGAUUGUUGCUCGUGGGCCGGAGUCAUUUGCGAUCAUAUGACUGGUCAUGUGAUUCACCUUGAACUUGGCUGCUACCCCCCGAACCCGACCUGCUACUCCUCUGCAGGGUCUUCAAACAGCACUGAACUAUCUACAUUGGGUCCGGUCACUCUUUCUUCUCCUCACAAAGCAGAAAGGCCAUCAGGGUCGAAUUCAAACAUGCUGCUUCAAAAUUUGACCAAGUUAAGAGUCCUCGUUCUCGAUGGGUUAAACAUGUCUGGCAUUAACGUGAGUCACUUAAUGAAUCUCUCUCCAUCUCUGGAAGUCCUCAGCCUCAGUUCCUGCAAAUUACGCGGCGUGUUAGCAGCAAAACUUUUCCUUUUGCCAAAGCUGGCAUGUCUCGAUUUAUCAGGCAACAAGGAGCUUGUGGGUUACUUACCCGAAUCAACUUGGAAUAGCUCUUUGAAGGUUUUGGACUUGUCCUCCACGGGCUUCUCUGGAGUGUUACCAGAGUCCAUGGGCGACCUGCAUUCUCUGGAGAUCCUCUGGCUACACCAGUGUAAUUUCACUGGCUCUAUUCCAUCGUCACUCGGUUACCUCACACGACUCACUAGAUUGGAACUCUCAUUCAAUGAGCUUAGUGGUCAGGUUCCUCCAACUCUGUCAAACCUUGAUCAGCUCAUGCUGCUCGAUCUUUCCUCCAAUAAUCUCAUAGGUCCAAUACCUGAUGUCUUCAACAACAUGACACAACUUCAAAAACUGCUUUUCUCGCAUAACCUCUUCGCAGGCUUUAUUCCUCCGAGCAUAAAGAAUCUUUCCAGUCUAGCCCAACUUGACAUUUCCAAUAACCACAUUGGUGGGUCUAUACCAUCAUCACUGUUCUCUCUUCCAUCCUUGACGAGCCUAGACCUUAGUAACAAUGGGCUCAGUGGUCAAAUCGGUGAGUUCCUCGGUGCACCGUCAUUAGUCCAUGUUGACCUGAGUGGUAAUCAGUUGCAUGGCUCAAUCCCGAGCUCGAUUUUUCAGCUUGGCAACCUCACUGACUUGAGUAUCUCAGCAAAUAACCUGACCGGCGUUUUAGACCUACAAUUGCUCUCAAGACUCAAAAGUCUCAUGAAUCUCGAUCUUUCAGACAACGAUUUGUCAAUGAGCAAUAGCAAAUAUGUCGAGCAUGACAUGCCAAACCUCUCAAAAGUCAGUCUUUCUGGGUGCAAUAUUACUGAAAUCCCUGCAAUCUUGAGAAAUUCAACCAGUGUAGGAUAUAUAGACCUGUCGGGCAACAAAAUCCAUGGCGAUACCCCGUCAUGGAUGUGGGGUGUCGGGACCGAGUCAUUGACUUAUCUCAAUCUCUCGCACAACCUCCUCACUAGCUUCGAACAAGUUCCAUGGAAAAAUCUUAUAAUCCUUGACCUGCAUUCAAACUUGAUACCAGGACCGCUUACACCUCCAUCACUCCCAAACUCUCUUCUCGUCUUCUCGCUAGCUAGCAAUCAAUUGACUGGCUAUAUCCCUGGUUCUAUCUGUGAAACGAAGGGCCUACAAAUUGUUGACCUCUCUCGUAACAAUUUCGUUGGAACAAUCCCUCAAUGUCUAGGGAACAUCAGCCACAGCCUUUUAGUGUUGGAUCUGCAAGAAAAUGGACUUUCCGGCACAAUCUCACUCACAUUCAGUGAAAAAGCUGUCCUGAGAAGUCUUCACCUCAAUGGAAACCAAUUUGAAGGCCCGUUGCCGCGCUCUCUAAUCAAUUGCAAGCAGCUUGAACUGCUAGAUCUCGGCGGUAACAAGUUGAACGACACUUUUCCAAAAUGGUUGGAAACACUUCCUAGCCUGCGGGUCUUGGUCUUGCGAUCGAACAGACUUCACGGCUCCAUAGGCAACCCCAGAACUGAAUUUCCUUUUCCGCGGUUGCGCAUUCUCUACCUUUCCUCCAAUGAGUUCACCGGUCCUUUGCCUGGCGCCUACUUUGCAAAGCUGAAAGCGAUGAUGUCCAAUGAUCAGGAUGGAUCUGGGUUGCGAUACAUAGACCAAGGUUACUACCAGGAUUCCAUGAAUGAGAUGAUGAAAGGACUUGAAGUGUAUCUCCCUAAAAUCCUAGUGACCCGGACAACCAUUGAUCUAUCAAGCAACAAGUUCCAGGGAAUGAUUCCUGAUGUUAUAGGAGAACUAGGAUUACUCAAGGGGCUCAACCUUUCUCAUAAUAAUCUCGAAGGCCAUAUACCAUCAUCUUUGGGGGACCUUUCCGAGCUUGAAUGGUUGGAUCUUUCUUCAAAUGAGCUAAAUGGGACGCUACCAACCGAAUUGACAAAUCUCACGUUUCUGGAGGUCCUAAAUGUCUCUUCCAAUCAACUAACCGGAUCGAUUCCUCGAGGGAAACAAUUCGACACAUUUCAAGCCGAAUCCUAUCUCGGGAACCCGGGAUUGUGCGGGUUUCCAUUGUCCAAAACUUGUACUAAUUCCAGGGCGCCGGGGGAGCUUCCUGUCCUACCUGAAGGUGGGGUUCACUCGUUCUUUGCAGAUUUUAUCGAACCGGAGGCCGUGGAAAUAGGAUUAGUAUGUGGCAUAGUGGUCGGAUUAGUCAUGAGUAACUUGCGAUAUCUUAGAUCUUUUCUGCGAGCAAAGACGGAAGUCAGAAAGAUAGCUGGGAAACAUAUUUCUCCAAUCAGGCCUUGA